This is a messenger RNA of Sordaria macrospora k-hell, 279 nucleotides long. The record is from the annotation of a RefSeq genome assembly. Lineage: Eukaryota; Fungi; Ascomycota; Sordariomycetes; Sordariales; Sordariaceae.
AUGGACUGCAACCUCUCUAACAACAACAACAACAACAACAACGGCGGUAACAACAACAACAACGGAGGUAACAACAACAACGGAGGUAACAACAACAACGGUGGCAACAACAACAACGGUGGCAACAACAACAACAACCAGAACAAGAACGCAGGCAACAACAACGCCGCCAACGGCCAAGCCAUCGCCGGCAUCACCGCCCCCGCUGUUACCGACUCCGGAGACGGCUCACGCCCCUUCGCCGUGAAUGGUGCUACUUUCGUCAACAAGGCCGCCGCC